UCUUUUUUGCGUGGGUUGCUUGGAUGCAAUCGACGGGGGUCGUUGCGCAAUAUAAACCUUUAAUUUGUCGAAUUGAUGAUCCGUCGAAAGUUCGAGAUUGUAGUGUGCUGAAGGAGUGUGUGUAUCGCGUCUACCCGGUGGAAGCAUUGAAAGAUGUGGGAGCUCAAGGCUGGAUCAGCAACUGCGACGGUUUAAACAAUUUGCUUUCCGUCUAUGGUGGUGAGACUGGUUGUAAGUAUUUUGGAAAAUUAAUCGGCACCGGUGAAGGUCGGACCGCAUUUGUCUCUAUUAUUCAGCAGCAGUUGAAGAAGAGCACAUUCCGCGGAGUGGAUCUGCGGUGUGAUCCAAUAAAGCACGGCUAUGAUCAGGUUGCUUAUAAUGGAGUUUUGCGAUUGCUUCGAAAGGAAAUAGGUUAUGGCUAUUUGGUGAUUGUUAAAAUUGAUAACACCGCUCUUGAUCCGGUGAUUAUUGAUACUCUUAACACUGAGGUCGAUCUUAUCAGUAUAUCUCCACAAACGAACCAUCUCGUGCCAGAUUCUUUUGUGAAAUAUUUGAUUGCGAAAGGAUGUAAUCCUAAGAAAAUAAUUCUUGAAGUUCCUCUUGCUCCAGUGGUGACUUGCCCAUUGACUGAUAGUCAGCUUUUGAGCGUCACGGAUAGUGUGGAGAACCUCGAUCUAUUCGGAGCGAUCAUCCAAUUAGAUCGAGAUGACGUGGACAAUCAAUGUGGUAAUGGAACAUUUCCACUACUGAAGAAGCUAUCUAUUCUGCUAACCGGCGGUGAUCGCUGUGAUUUCGAUGGAUUCAAGCCGGACCCAAGAGAUCGGUCUCGAUUUUACAGUUGCUCUGACGGAGAGCUUAACCUACAUCAAUGCCCAGAUGGUCAGCUCUUCGAUCGAAUGAACAGCACCUGUAUUCCUUUCAUCCGCAUGAACUGCAAUGGAACGUCGUGUUCCCUGUUAGGGCCAGUCACCAUCACAAAUCAAACGAAUUUCUUCCCGAUAGCUGUUCCGAUGCCACAAACAUGCCCAAAAACCCGAGCCGAAAGUGUCAACAACACGAUCAUUAUUGUAAACCAACAAAUGUCAGAAUUGUUGAGGCUGCUGAAUUUGACCGGUCUGGAUCAGACCAUCGGAGUAGUUAACAAUGCCCUAGGGGGUGCCUAUCCAUCUGUGCAAAAAAUCGUGGACACUGUAAAUGGCCUGCUUGGUUCGCUGUUGACAAGCGGGUAACGCCGUGAUGCUCGCAGAAGUUGAUCAGUGAAUGUUUGUUAUUAUGACUGUUAGUAUGACAGGUGUUAUCAUUUCAUAUCCUUCGAUGUAGAUUGAAAGUUUUACUACAUCAUCGUUGCUAUCCCCAAUAAAAC
Molecule: messenger RNA, 1363 nt
Organism: Wyeomyia smithii (pitcher-plant mosquito)
Lineage: Eukaryota; Metazoa; Arthropoda; Insecta; Diptera; Culicidae
Exons: 4
Coding region: 24-1229 (401 amino acids)
Cellular component (GO): extracellular region
Molecular function (GO): chitin binding
Source: RefSeq, a predicted model, not a curated record